GCAGCCUAUAAAAGCUGGUCCGUAGCCAAGGCGCGCGCCAGAUAUCAGCCCGUGUGAUCAGAGGGAGCAAGCUAAGCAGCGCACUCGGCGGCUACAACCAUGUCGGCAACCUGGGGCUACGGAGCAGACAACGGUCCGUCCCGUUGGGCUGAGAAUUUCCCCGUGGCGAAGGAAGGCAGCCGGCAGUCACCCAUCGAGAUUAAGAAUGCGGAAACCAAGUACGACCCGAGCCUGAAGCAGCUGAGCCCCAGCUAUGACCCCUCCAACGCAAAGAGCCUCGUUAACAGCGGCAUGUCGGUCCAGGUGGAUUUCGACGACAGCAAAGAACAAUCCGUACUGUCGGGAGGCCCCAUUAGCGGUAAAUAUCGGCUACGCCAGUUCCACUUGCACUGGGGAGCCCGUGAUGAGCACGGCAGUGAACAUGUAGUAGAUGGAAAAUCUUAUUCUGCAGAGCUUCACCUGGUACACUGGAAUGCAGAAAAAUAUCCCAGUUUUGAAGUGGCUGCUAAAGAACCCGAUGGCUUGGCUGUAGUUGGUAUCUUCCUAAAGGUAUCAGAUGAAAAUCCAGCCCUGCAAAGAAUUAUUAGUUCGCUGGAGAGUGUCAAAGUAAAGGGUUCAAGAAUUGAGUUCAAAGACUUCAACCCUAGUACUCUGCUGCCAUCAAGUCUCAGUUAUUGGACUUAUCUGGGAUCCUUGACAACUCCUCCUCUAUAUGAGAGUGUCAUCUGGAUUGUACUUAAGAACCCUAUUCCUAUUAGCAAAGAACAGAUGGCAAAGUUCCGCACCCUGCAGUUCACGGGACCAGAUAAUCUCAUGCAGGACAACUUCAGACCUCCCCAGCCUCUGAACAACAGGGUGGUCCAAAGAAAUUUCCAAUAAGAUUUGGGAUUUGCAGACAGUCAGCAGCUUGCUUUCCUGUACAAAUCUAAGCAAUAGCUAGUGAUUAUUCCCUUGCACUAUAGAUGGAAUCGGCAGCCUUCCUCAAGCACAAAUGAAUAAAUUUGAUCAUCAUAGACUGGCUGCCAUGACAAAGUUCCUGUAACCUUGCCACCUAGCAAUAUGUAAAGCAAUCAGUUGUACUCAAAUAAGACUUGAAAGUAAUCUAUUGGAGGAUUAAGCUAUAGCACUGAAUAUAUUCAAGAUUAUAUGAAGGUAUUUUUGAGUUGACUCCAAGAUAAUUUACAAUGCUAAUUAUAUUGAAUGUUUUUGAAGAGCUUAUUCAUAGAAUUAUUUUGACCAAUGCAAUAACUUAUAGGCCAUUGUAAUAAGUAAAUUAAUGUUUCACUAUCUCAUUGUGCUGUUAUCUUUGAACAAAAUUAUCACCAUGUGGUAAAAGUAGAUUACUGGUGCUUAAUUCUUUAGUUCCCACUUUUGACUCUUGUUGAUACCAAGCAGUUUUAUUUAUAUUUUUCAACCAAUGGGGAUUGUGGUGGGGCAGUGAAUGACUCUUUAGUAGUAUUUUGACAAAGCCUAUCUUUGCAUAAAACAACUCCCAAAACAAGCCUCUUGAUGUUUUAAAUUUGCCCUGCUACUGCUUUCACUAAUUACUCAUAUCUUAUUAUUCUUACUUCUGACUUUAACUUUAAAACAUUUAAAUGUUUAGUUAGUUAAUAAUAGGACCUCUAACCUUCCCAAGUGAUUUAAAAAAAACUUGAUUCUGCUAUCCUUCCCCUCUGUUUCUGUACAUUUGGUGGAAUAAGUUUUUAGUCAAGCUUCUGCUUAUCAUAUACCAUCAACAAAGUCUUUGAUUAGUUGAUCCAUAACAGUCGUGGAGUCAUUGUAAGUUUGGUGUAUACAGAGUAAAUUAAUUUGAGAAAC
Molecule: messenger RNA, 1818 nt
Organism: Hypanus sabinus (Atlantic stingray)
Lineage: Eukaryota; Metazoa; Chordata; Chondrichthyes; Myliobatiformes; Dasyatidae
Product: carbonic anhydrase 13-like
Exons: 7
Coding region: 100-879 (259 amino acids)
Cellular component (GO): cytoplasm
Molecular function (GO): zinc ion binding; carbonate dehydratase activity
Source: RefSeq, a predicted model, not a curated record